AUGAAAACUUUGAUUGACGAUUAUACAGUCUGGGACUACAAAAACGUUGAUUUGUGGAAAGACGAAUAUCCAAAAUGUGGUGGUCAACAACAAUCUCCAAUUAAUCUUAACGAAAUGAUAUUCCAUGAUAAAGGAGAAACAUUAAAGCUUCAGCGCUAUAACAUUCAACCCGUAAAAAUGACAAUAUCAAACAAUGGGCAUACACUGGAAUUGACACCAGAAUGGGAUGUAUCAUCUAGCCCACCGACUGUCAUGGUACAAGGUAUUGAAUAUCAACUUCAAUCAUUCCAUUUCCAUUGGGGUUCAAGUGAUGAUAGUGGAAGUGAACAUACCUAUAAUGCGUCAAAGUUUGUGCCUUAA
Molecule: messenger RNA, 360 nt
Organism: Microplitis demolitor
Lineage: Eukaryota; Metazoa; Arthropoda; Insecta; Hymenoptera; Braconidae
Product: carbonic anhydrase 6-like
Exons: 2
Coding region: 1-360 (119 amino acids)
Molecular function (GO): carbonate dehydratase activity; zinc ion binding
Source: RefSeq, a predicted model, not a curated record